AAAAUUUAGUUACAUAGAUCAACAUGUUUACUAUAAUAGGAGAAUGGGAUUAUUAAAGUUCAUAUGUAUAAUCGACAGGCCUAAAAACUAUGCAUUAUAAAUACUUACAGAGCAGCAAAUUUGCCAUAUGAUCAAGGAAAGCUAAAGAAACCGAUUACGAUUUUGUUUUCACGAGUUUCCUAAGUGGUUACAAUAACUAGAACGAUAUUAACAACUACAAUGAGUAAAGAAGUCAACUCUGAAGAAAUAAAAAAGGAAAUUAUUUUUAAAGAAUACUUCGGCAAAGAUGGAGAACCUAUGCCUGUCUAUCAAUAUAAAGGACACAAUAUUGUGUAUUUAGAAAUAGCAGCGUCAGCUUUAUCGCAACAACAUAUGGUGAAAAUUCGACCUGAUGAUAUGUUGAUGCUUUCCUAUCCUGCAGCCGGGUCCCAUUGGAUGUUUGAAAUCGUUAAUAUGAUAUCGACAGGAAACACUGAAAACGUUUCUUUGCUAAAAGAAGACUUACUGCUAGAUUGGUCACCAUUUGAAAAGCUGGAUUCCUUUGAAUCCCCUCGACUCUUGAACUCUCACUACACUCCUGAACUUCUGCCUGCAGAAUUGCUAAAGGAUCAUAAAAUUAUCUUCCUCAACCGCAAUCCGAAAGCUAUGCUGGUGUCGUUCUACAGACAUAUUUUAGACGUUAAUUUGUUGGACUACAAAGGAGAUUUACCAAGCUAUUUUGACCUUUGGAUGCAAGGAGAUGUUCCUUAUGGUGAUUACUUUAAAUAUGUUCAGGAAAUUUAUGCUCUAUGUAAAGAUAACCCAAAUGCACUUAUCGUAACUUAUGAAGAAAUGAAAGCGGAUAUAUCCAAGGCAGUGUCCCGUGUUGCUAAGUUCUUGGGGAAAACAAUUCCUGAACAACUUACGAAGAAUAUUGUUGAUAAAUGCUCGUUUGAUAAAAUGAAAUCCGAGAAAAAUCUUGUUAGUUCGUAUUUACCCCAAGAUACAUUUGUCGGUGGCGGUUCUAUCUACCAUACUGGUAAAGUAGACACAUGGAAAAAAUGGUUAACAGUGGAACAAAGUGAAAGAAUGGAUGCAAGGAUCCAAUCAGAAUUCAUCAAUCAAGGAAUCAUUUUUAAUUUUUGAUUCAUUCAAUUACGUAAGAAAUUUUCAAGUCAAUUAAAAACAUGCAAAAACGUAUAUUGUCAGUACAUGCUUCUUUCUUGGCUCAACGAUAAUUUUUAAAUCUACGUUUUGAUAUUGUAAUCAUGACUCAAUAAAUUUGUGUGAAACAAAAUGCACAUUUA
Octopus sinensis (East Asian common octopus) is the source of this 1286-nucleotide messenger RNA. RefSeq names its product sulfotransferase 1E1-like. Bases 220 to 1125 code for a protein of 301 amino acids. Gene Ontology annotation, cellular component: cytoplasm. The transcript has 5 exons. The record is from RefSeq and is a predicted model, not a curated record. Gene Ontology annotation, molecular function: sulfotransferase activity. Gene Ontology annotation, biological process: sulfation. Lineage: Eukaryota; Metazoa; Mollusca; Cephalopoda; Octopoda; Octopodidae.